GAAGGAACGCUCUUACAGAAAGACAAAGAAUUCCUAUAGGCCACUACCACCAGAACGGCGAGAACGGCGCACAGAACAGUUUGUACCUGCAGCAGCACCGGCACCACCACGGCGCCCAGAACGGCGCCCAGCAAGAUGGCCGCCAUUACAAAAUGCUGAAAUUACCUCAACAACUCGGGCAACCGAAGCUCGUCCUGUGGAGGUGAUUGUCAUCAGCGAUGAUGAUAUCUGA
This is a messenger RNA of Paramuricea clavata, 232 nucleotides long. Lineage: Eukaryota; Metazoa; Cnidaria; Anthozoa; Malacalcyonacea; Plexauridae. The record is from the annotation of a GenBank genome assembly.